AUGUCGGAAUAUUACUGGGGUUAUGCUGCUGCUGCCAAUGCCCAUUUAAUCAACCCAUUCGAGGAGAAAAAAAGCACGACAAACCCUCCUCGUCUGCAAUCCCCGCGAGAGGUGGGAGAGCAGGCGGACUUGGAAGACGCCGACCAAGCACCGCCCCCACCACCACAACCACCACCACCACAACCACCACCACCACCAGCACGGCCGCCAGCCCGCUCCAACUCGACGUCGCGGGCCUUCGGGCGGCCGCGUUUUCGGGCCCACACAAGGACUACCUCGACUGAUAGCGGCAGCAGUUCUAGCAGAGGAGCAGGCUACCGUUCGUCCCACGAUACCCCUCUGCCCUCCUCCGCUGUCGCUACUGCCGCUGCCUCUUCUGCUGCCAGGAAGGACAGCAGCGACAGGGAGCGCGAGGAGCACAAAGACCUCAAGGAGCGCAAGGAACACAAGGACCUCAGAAGCCGCUGGCACCACCGCUGGGCGAGCACCUCGGCCACCAAAGACGCUGCCAGCUCGGCGUCUCCGUCAACACCGUCGUCACCCUUGCACUUGCCGCACAACAACCCACAGACGCCGCGCUUUUCGGCUCCCUGGUUUGUCACAGGCAGCUCGCCUGUCUCGGCUCCCGCAUCGACAGCACCGCCAAACUCUGCCUCUGGGCUAGCGCCGACGAGGCACAGAUUUCUGCAUAAGCUCUCUCCCAUCACAAGUCCCGCAGCACCCGUCUCCCUCACAUCUGAACAUCCCUCGCUGCGGCAUCAGGUGCCAUCGAGACCAUCGUCUCCUCACGGCCGACACCACGAGCAGCAGCCGCCAGCCGUCCCCCAAGGCGGGACAGCGCACCCGGCCGAGAGUGCCCCAGCCUACUCCAAGCCACAGCGCUUCUUCUCUGCGUCGACGCCGGCUCCCACUGACGAGCACCUUGAGCUCGCGGGCAGUCCGCGGUCAAGCGUCGCGGCAGCAAUUGCCGGUCUCGCCGCUGUUUCCGGGGCCUCAAUCCCUCGGUCGGUGACGUCACCCUCUAGGGCUUCGUUCUCCCAGCGGAUUACGCAGCACCUGGCCGAUAGAAGGCACAACCAGCAAAGCAACGGGCCGCAGGUGCCGCUGCCAAGCCUUCCACAGACUCAGUCGCAGCAGCGGCAGCACCAUGCGUCGGUGCUGCGCGAGUCCCCGGCUAUUCAAAAGACUACCGUUCCGUUUGCUCGCGUCGAGAGCAACUCUAGCAGCUCCGGCUUCACCGUUUCGAGCGCCCGAACCAUGAUGUCCGCCACCGACCCCCCACCCACCGCGGAUGGCCUGCCGUAUAGGCCCGUCACCUACUCGACGGCAAGGCCCAGUAACCCAAGGGGGAGGUCGCACUUUGUCACGCGUAAUGGCCGCACCUACCUUGCCGACCCGACGCUGGACUACCCGCUGCCCGUCGAUCUCCCCGAGUUGCACCGCUGCUCCAUGAAGACGCUGAUGCUUUUCCAGCUCUUUGGGGGCCCCAUAUGCUCCCCAUUGUUUCAGGAACGUCCGCCCGCCCGCGUCCUCGAUCUGGCAUGCGGGUCCGGCUUUUGGAGCAUGAUGUGCCACCGGUACUGGACCAAGAAGGGUCACCCAAACAUCCAGUUCACUGGCGUCGAUAUCGCGCCCAUCGCCGGCGCCAGCGGCUGGGGCUUCGAUGAUCCCGCCCCCUCGGCCUCGUCGGCAUCAUCCAUGUCGGACGGCGCCGUCCCCGCGGCGUCCUUGCGCCCGCCGGACAAGGACAUGAAGUGGCGGUUCAUACAGCAUGACAUCCGCCGGUUCCCCUGGCCCUUCAACGACUGCGAGUUCGACUUUGUCAUGAUGCAGAGCACAUCCACAGUUGCGCCAUUUCACAUGGCUGAGUCAUUUACCAGCGAGAUCUUGCGGGUCCUCCGCCCGGGCGGCACCCUCGAGAUUUGGGAGUCGGAUUUCACCAUUCGCAUGCUGAGACCACAUGUACCAACCGUCUCGGCUGCAGUCCCCGGCGGGUGGUCGUCGGCGGCGGCAGCCGCCGCGGCGACGACGGCAGGCAACGUGGGCCCCGACUCGGACGAAGACUCGGACGAAGACGACUCUUCGAGCAACGACGACUCUGGCUCGGACCAGGAGCCGAGCGAGGGGAACAAGGAAGCGAGCCGUAUGGGUGCCUACAUCAUCACGUCCAACACGCCCAUGUCGAGCCCGCUCAAUAACUUCCUAGUCGAGUAUAACAGCUGGGUAACCAAGGCGCUCGCGUCCUGCCAGCUUAGCCCCGUCCCAUGCACCAACGUCAACUACGUUCUAUUGGCCGAGGAACAGCUGACGGGCGUCGGAUCCCGUCGUAUGGCCGUGCCGCUAUCCGAGGUCAAGUGGGAGCGCGAAGGGGUCGGCGGUGUCGUCACAAAGGGCGACGGCAAGAGCUACGUGUCGACGACGGCCAAGGCGGGCAAAGGGGGUGAGGAGGCGGGAGGAGGGGAGGGGAGCGGCAGCGGCAGCGUCGGCGCCAGCAGCGGCCGCAAGAGGAGGGGGCUGUCCCCGAACCAGGCGGCGCUCCGGCGGACGGCGCUCGAGACGGUUGUGCAGCUCAUCCAGAGCCUCGAGCCGGUCUUGAGGGAGGCCAGUGGCAAGUCGCAGGACGAGUGGGACACGUGGCAGGGCAAGAUGCAAAACAAUCUCCUGUUGGAGGGCGGGACCUCGUGGGGCGAGUGCCUUGAGGUCGGGGCGUGGUACGCGAGGAAGAAGUAG
Gaeumannomyces tritici R3-111a-1 is the source of this 2730-nucleotide messenger RNA. RefSeq names its product SAM binding domain-containing protein containing protein. The record is from RefSeq and is a predicted model, not a curated record. Bases 1 to 2730 code for a protein of 909 amino acids. The transcript has a single exon. Lineage: Eukaryota; Fungi; Ascomycota; Sordariomycetes; Magnaporthales; Magnaporthaceae. Gene Ontology annotation, molecular function: S-adenosylmethionine-dependent methyltransferase activity.